Molecule: messenger RNA, 1646 nt
Organism: Protopterus annectens (West African lungfish)
Lineage: Eukaryota; Metazoa; Chordata; Ceratodontiformes; Protopteridae
Gene: MTPN
Product: myotrophin
Exons: 3
Coding region: 1-330 (109 amino acids)
Biological process (GO): regulation of barbed-end actin filament capping
Cellular component (GO): nucleus; cytoplasm
Molecular function (GO): protein binding
Source: RefSeq, a predicted model, not a curated record
AUGACACUGGAAUUUGUAUUUAAUUUCCUUUUUUUUUUUUUACUUCAGGGUGAAGAUGUAAAUAAAACACUUGAAGGAGGAAGGAAGGCUCUACAUUAUGCUGCAGACAGUGGACAGCGGGAGGUGUUAGAGUUCCUGUUAUCCAAAGGAGCAGAUAUUAAUGCUCAAGAUAGGUAUGGAAUCACACCACUAUUUUCAGCCGCCUCGGAGGGUCAUAAGUCCUGUGUUUCAUUGCUCUUGUCAAAGGGUGCUGAUAAAACUGUGGUAUGUGGAGGAACAAAAAUCAUUGAUGCUACUGAAAGACAAGACAUAAAGGAUCUUCUGAAGUGACGAGGAUUUGGAUUAAUGAACUACAGAAUGGGUGCCUCUCCUGUGGCCUCACACUGCUGCCUCUUUAUCUGCAAGCUUCAGCUAAUAGUUGCUAGCACUUAAACUGUGCACUUUAACAUCAGUUUUGGAGAUAUGGAAAUCUACACAGUUGCAUAACUUGUCCAAUUUUCUGCUUGUAUACAGAUUUGCACAUUAGUUUUUUACUUAAAACUGGUUGUGGGUGGAGGUGGGAGGGUCCAUAGCAUUUUCUGAGGCUACAGCUGUCCAGCAUAAUGCAGUUUUAAAACAAUUGUGGAAGUUUAAGAACUGUUAUCCAAAAAUCAUGUUCUGGAGCACAAAAAUUCUAGUGAGAAAUAACUGUCUGUCUUCUCCCCAUCAUGUGUGUGACCAAAAGUCAUGGUCCAAGAGUAUUUGCCAGUUUGUGUUCAUUGUUUAAUGACGUGAGCUUUGUUUUCCAUAUUGGUAGUAACUUUUCUGGAAACACGUACGUGGGAGAAAUUAAAGUUGCUGUUGAGGUCCUACAUUUUGGGCAUGUUAUGUAGGUUUCCAUAGUUCCAUUCAGUUUUAUAAUUACAGUUGGAAACAUUUUUAAGAAAUCUGUGAACUGUACUGGGGUAUGUUUUAAAGCACCCAACAUAAUUCAGAAGAAUUUCUAAGAUUUCAUCAUAAGAGUGACUUGGUAUAAAUCAAGAGUAUAUUGUUAAACAUGUAGUGUAUAAAGCACUCCCUGAAUAUAGUAAAGCUAUUACUUAUGCAGGAAUAAAAAGAAUGUAUUUGACCAGCACAACAGUCAUGUUUGUAUGUUUGAUUACUCUGAAUACAAAAAAUACUGCACUCCAUAUUCGUUUCAAGUGCUCAACUCAUUUUUUUUUCUAAGAAUGUUUCCUUGAAUGUAUUUAAGAUGCAGGGCCUUACUUGCAAAUUUUCAUGCAGGUGUUUGAAAUGUCUGUUACCAUUUUCGAAAUAUAAAAUAUAUAUUGUCUUGCUAUUCAUGAGCUUAUUUCUUGAUUGUAGCUUGAUUGCAUAUGUUAGUCAAUUUCUUUAACAGUAACUGUUCUCAUGAAAAAAAAUGAACUUGGCUUAUAGUAGUAAGGGUUUAUUCUUCAAUUGUCCUAGAUAUUUACAGUAAUAAACUAGUAAAAGAAACCAAAAAAAUUGCUUUUGUAAAAAGCUUUUCACAUGAGUAGGAUUUGCUGUUUUGCAGAUAUGAUUUAAUGUCACUCAUUGAUCCUGGUAGCAUUUGUUUAAACAGUUGGAAACAAAAUUAUGGUACUGUUGCUUCAUCGCAUUAGUAAAUUGGAUAUGUUUGAACUACA